Molecule: messenger RNA, 776 nt
Organism: Moneuplotes crassus
Lineage: Eukaryota; Ciliophora; Spirotrichea; Euplotida; Euplotidae
Source: the annotation of a GenBank genome assembly
UUCUUGGAAGAGUCUGGGAUGGUUCUCUAGGUCUCUAGGUUCUCAUAAAAAGGAAUAAAACGCCCUUCGAUUACCUUUAUCUAGCCUCUGUGUCUUCCAUAACCCCACUUCAUGGCUUCAUCAGAUUAUGUCUUUUGAUUGAGUCUCUCUGAUAGUUUCUGGAUUAUACUUCCUCCUUCCUCUUCUAAAUUCAUCAAAAAAUCCCCAAAACAGAGAACUAGAGACUCAGGAUGAACAAGUAGAAGCUGACUGGGAUUAUAGUGCCAUUAGGCAAGUUGGCCAGUGGGCUUCGGCCUUGGGUUCAGAAAUUUGAAUAAUUUGGUGAAAACUUAUCCAUUCUUCACCAGAUUAGCCAAGGUCCUCGGGAUUUUGGGGAGACUGGGAGGGUUAUAAGGCUCUCAUUUGGGAGGGUAACUAGGGAAGAUCUCCUGAAAGAUUACUGAUGCUUGAUAAUUUUUUGAUAAUUUUUAUUGAGUUUGGCAGAUUUUCAGCACAAUUCUAUUAGAAAUAGUGUCAUUGUGCAGAUAAUUUUAGUUAAAAUAAUAGAUUAAUUGCAGACUCAGGCAUGCAAUGAUUCCCAGCUUUUAAUAGAAAGAGAGUAAGUAUUAGAGAUGAGUAUGCUGACAAUAUCGAGAUAACACUCAUCUCUUUUUGAAGUUCUUUCUAGAAAAUAAAUUAUACUUCGAAAUUGUCUAAACUUAACAUGAAAAUCCGGUUGUCCCUAUUUGAGUUUGUAACGAUUUCUUCACCAAAAGCAAUGAGCCAAAUCUAUAAAU